This is a messenger RNA of Manis javanica (Malayan pangolin), 1198 nucleotides long. Lineage: Eukaryota; Metazoa; Chordata; Mammalia; Pholidota; Manidae. The record is from RefSeq and is a predicted model, not a curated record.
GGCAAACCACGGCUCCAAGAGCUGGCGAGCCGGGAGGGAGCCGCCAGGACCCCCAGAGAAAGCCACCAAGUGACCCAGGAGCAUGACACUUGAGGGGCAAGAGACAGCUGACCAGCCACGAGUGACCCUGCUGCCCACACCCAAUGGCAGUGGGCUGAGCCAGGAGUUUGAAGGCCAUUGGCCAGAGAUCCCAGAGAGGUCCCCGUGUGUGGCUGGUGUCAUUCCUGUCAUCUACUACAGCAUCCUGCUGGGCCUGGGGCUGCCUGUCAACCUCCUGACCACAGCGGCCCUGGCCCGCCUUGCCUCCAGGACCAGGAAGCCCUCCUACUACUACCUUCUGGCGCACACGGCCUCAGACAUUGUCACCCAAGUGGUCAUCGUGUUCGUGGGCUUCCUUCUGCAGGGAGCCGUGCUAGCCCGAGAGGUGCCCCAGGCUGUGGUACGCACAGCCAACAUCCUGGAGUUUGCGGCCAACCAUGCAUCAGUCUGGAUCGCUGUCCUGCUCACCGUCGACAGGUACAGUGCCCUGUGCCACCCUCUGCACCAUCGGGCUGCCUCGUCCCCAGGCCGGACCCGCCGGGCCAUCGCCUUUGUCCUCGGAGCUGCCCUGCUGACUGGCAUCCCCUUCUACUGGUGGCUGGACGUGUGGAGGGACGCCAGCCCCCCCAGCACACUGGACGAGGUCCUCAAGUGGGCUCACUGCCUCACCGUCUAUUUCAUCCCUUGUGGUGUUUUCCUGGUCACCAACUCAGCCAUCAUCUGCCAGUUACAGAGGAGGGGCCGGGGUGGGCUGCGACCCCAGGUGGGCAAGAGCACAGCCAUCCUCCUGGGCAUCACCACCCUCUUCGCUCUCCUUUGGGCACCCCGGAUCUUUGUCAUGCUUUACCACCUGUACGUGGCCCCCGUCCACCGGGACUGGAGGGUUCACCUGGCCUUGGAUUUGGCCAACAUGGCGGCCAUGCUCAACACAGCAAUCAACUUUGGCCUCUACUGCUUUGUCAGCAGGACUUUCCGGGCUACUGUCCGAGAGGUCAUCCAUCAUGUCCACCUGCCCUGUGCCCUGGGUUCACAGCCCAAGGGCAUGGUUGUCGAGCCCAUGCUGAAGCCUCCAGGACUCGGCAAAGGGGCAGAAUUGUAGAGGAGGGGCCCAGCCAAGGUGCUUGGGUGACUCAGGACCAGAUGGACUGGGACCUUGGUG